This is a messenger RNA of Syzygium oleosum, 1337 nucleotides long. Its product is annotated as phosphopantothenate--cysteine ligase 2-like. Gene Ontology annotation, cellular component: cytoplasm; nucleus. The transcript has 10 exons. NCBI's taxonomy places the organism in Eukaryota, Viridiplantae, Streptophyta, Magnoliopsida, Myrtales, Myrtaceae. The coding region runs from base 75 to 1055 and encodes 326 amino acids. Gene Ontology annotation, biological process: coenzyme A biosynthetic process. The record is from RefSeq and is a predicted model, not a curated record. Gene Ontology annotation, molecular function: phosphopantothenate--cysteine ligase activity.
UCUCGCUCUCUCUCUCUCUCUCUCUCUUUGCGAACUCCAGCGCUGCGUUCGCCACCCUUCUUCAGGAAUUUGUAAUGGCUGCAAAGGAUGGUUCGGAAGCAGCAGAGGAGCAUACAUCUAGCGCGGAGAUACAGUCGUUUUUCGACUCGGCUCCCCCGCUGAAAAGUAGUCUCGAAAUCAGAGACAAGUUGAAGGAGUUUCUUGACAAGAAUUCGUCGUCGACUGGAGAUGGAAGAGCUAGCCGAAUUGUUUGCGUGACCUCGGGGGGGACGACUGUCCCUCUAGAGCAACGCUGCGUGCGCUACAUUGAUAACUUCAGCUCAGGCCAUCGAGGAGCAGCUUCCACUGAGUACUUUUUGAAGGCAGGAUAUGCGGUUAUCUUUCUGUAUCGAAGGGGAACCUGCCAGCCUUAUUGCAGAUCUUUGCCAGAUGAUCCGUUCCUUGAAUGUUUCGAGUAUAUAGACGAGUCACACAUUAAAGCGAGGGAGCCACAUUCUGAAGCUGUGAAGAUGGCUAUCAGCGAUCAUCACAAUGCGGUUGAAAAAGGACAAUUGCUGAAACUUACCUUCACAACGAUUUUUGAAUAUCUUCAGAUGCUACAGAUGGUUGCAACAUCACUUAAGGUUCUUGGGCCACAUGCAAUGUUUUAUCUCGCAGCUGCAGUAUCUGAUUUUUAUGUCCCUUGGAAAAGCAUGGCAGAACACAAGAUCCAGUCAGGAUCAGGUCCGCUUGAUAUGAGUCUGGUUCAAGUUCCAAAAAUGCUAGCUGUCUUGAGAAAAGAGUGGGCUCCAUUUGCAUAUUGCAUUUCAUUUAAGCUAGAGACUGAUAAGAACAUCCUGCUCAAGAAGGCAGAUAUGGCUCUUAGUAAGUACAACAUGCAUGUUGUAGUGGCCAAUGAGCUUUUAACUCGGAAAGAGGAGGUCGUUGUCGUCACAGGUGAUGAAAAGGUUUCAGUUUUCCGGGACAAGACCCAGGUUGGCAGUGAUGUGGAGGAUCCCCUCAUCAAACUGCUAGUUGAGAAACAUUCGAUUCAUGUAGAAGAUUCUCGCUCAUGAAAAUAUAAAUUGUUGAGAAGUUCAACCUGUCAUAGAUACUACUAAUUGUCACGAUUGAUCAAUUUCUGUUACAUAAUGACUGCUUAGGGCAGGUGUUUUUGUAGUGUUUGGCAAUACCUCUUUGCCUUAGCAUUUAUGUUAUCUAUUCCAGUUUCUUUGAGUACAAAACGACAUUGUUGGUGCUCUUGAGGCAACUAUAAUAUUAAUUCUUGUAGCUGUAAUACUUUCUAAAAGAGAGUAACGGAAAGAAAUAUUAUAGUUCUUGAAGUUUUUUGAGUGUUA